AUCGUUUAUUAGGUACUCCAUGUAAAAUAUUGUUUAGUGGAUGUAAAUAGUACAUAUGGCCAGCACGUUUUCACAUGAAAUGGAUAAAUCACAAAAGCAAAACAAAAUUUGUGGCGAUAAAAAGGCUAAGGCCAAAACGAAAUGGGCGAAACGACAAGCAAGAUUGAAGAAGGUCAAAGACGAAGACGACGAGAUGAAGGCUUUGGAUGAAACGAUAGCUGAUUUUGAAUCAUCAACAGUCCGAACAUUUUCGGACAUACCAUUAUCCAACCGUACUCAAAGAGCAUUGCAAAGUUGUGGUUAUACAAGUCCAACUGAGAUCCAGAAACAAGGUAUUCCUGUUGCAUUGAAAGGUCUCGAUGUGCUUGGUGCAGCCAAGACUGGAUCAGGAAAAACAAUGGCUUUUCUAAUACCUAUGCUUGAGUGCCUGUGGAAGUUGAAAUGGUCUUCAAUUGAUGGCCUUGGGGCUUUAGUUAUAUCACCAACCAGAGAACUGGCUUACCAAACAUUUGAAGUUCUGCGUAAGAUUGGCAAGCACCAUGAUCUAUCAGCAGGUCUCAUCAUUGGUGGUAAAGAAGUGAGUUUUGAGCAGCAGAGAAUACAGAAAACCAACAUUAUUGUCUGUACUCCUGGAAGAUUGUUGCAGCACAUGGAUGAAACACCAAAUUUUGAUUGCAGCAAUCUAAAAAUGUUGGUUCUUGACGAAGCCGAUCGAAUAUUGGAUAUGGGUUUUAGUGAGACAGUCAAUGCUAUAAUAGAAAAUCUACCACAAGAAAGGCAAACUCUCUUAUACUCUGCUACACAAACGAGGUCAGUCAAUGAUUUGGCAAGGCUAAGUUUGCAUGAUCCUGAGUAUGUGUCAGUUUACAAGGAUUCAGAAUCGACGACUCCACAAGAAUUAAUCCAAAGUUAUGUCAUCUGUGAUCUUCAAGACAAAACAAACUUUAUCUACUCAUUUAUUAAAAACCAUUUGAAGAGCAAGAUUUUGGUGUUUUUGUCCAGCUGCAAACAGGUGAAAUAUAUCUACGAAGCUUAUCGGCGUUUAAGACCCGGUAUCCCGUUACUGGCUUUGUAUGGAAAACAGAAUCAAAUCAAGAGAGUCGCUAUUUACAAUGAUUUUUGCAACAAAAAUUCAGCCGUGCUCUUUGCUACUGAUAUUGCCGCACGAGGACUAGAUUUUCCCGCCGUUCAUUGGGUCAUACAACUUGACUGUCCAGAAGAUUCUAAUACCUACAUUCAUCGCGCUGGUAGAACAGCGAGGUAUCAACGUGGAGGCCAUUCGUUGUUAAUUCUUCUUCCAUCAGAAGAAUCGGAAAUGUUGAAAGAACUGGAGAAGAAGAAAGUUCCAAUAACUGAAAUAAAAGCAAAUCCAAAGAAACUUUGUAACAUAAACAAGAAGUUGGACGGAUUAUGUGCUCAGGAUCAAGAUUUAAAACAUUGGGCUCAAAAGAGUGUCGUAUCUUACGUAAGAUCGGUGUAUCUUCAGUCCAAUAAAAGGAUAUUUAAAGUUGAUGAAUUACCCGUGGAGAAAUAUGCAGCAUCUUUGGGAUUGUCAACAGCACCAAGAAUAAGAUUUUUACAGAAGAAAGCCAAGAAGGAACGCGGUCAGACAGUUGCAAAAAACGAACAAAAAAAUGAAUCUAACGAUGGAGAAUCAAUCCAAGAUGAAACCGUGACGACUGUUGAAGAUGACUUUCUUGUGUUGAAACGAAGAGAUGUCGAAUUACCUCUAGAAGUUGACGAGAAGACUGACGAGAAAGUGGAUAAGAAAAUGAAGACAAAAAUUACGUCCGCGAAGAAAGUUUUAAGAAAAAGCAUCAAAAUGAAUAGCAAAAUUAGCUUUGACGACGAUGGAGAGCCACUUCAGAGAAUAGAUGAUAAUCAGGACACAGAUGAUGAGGGUGGAAUCGAUCUGAAGAAGUCUUCUCAAUAUCUCGUCAAACAGGAUAAACUAGAUAAGAAGGAAUUUCGAGAAAGAAUUAAACAAAAGCAUCGCGAGAGAAAGAUGAAAGACAAAAUGAAUAGAAGACAUGAUGAGGAGGAAGUCACAGAAGUUGCGUUAAAUGAUCCUAUUGAAGACUCCAUCAAUCCAGGGACGGAAAGUGAGACAGAUGAUAUGAGAUCACCGAGGAAAAAGCGAAGAAGAGAUAACGAAAGACAUACGAAUGACAUUAAAAAUGGACCAAAUACUUCACUAUGGGACGAGGACGGAAAUACGUCAUUGCGAGAUGACGAGGAAUUAGCUUUAAGAUUAUUAACUGACUGAAGCCAUAAUUAUUUCUGGUAUUUUGUUGCGAUCCAUCUUAUGAAUGAAAAUUAAAGAUAUCUACUCUGCUGUCUGAAUUGGUACAUCUUAAGUAUAUUGUGGGUUCAAUAUUUAUUCACGAAUAUCUUCGUAUUGUUUGAAUUGAUCAUUUGUAUUGUUUGAAAUUUAUUAUAGGCGUUUACCAGUAGAAAUAUUGAUUUAUUUUUAUAUAUUAGCUAUAGUAGAUCUUCCACGUAGUAAUAUUUACAAUAAAUUUCCAACUGCGUGACGUUUCGGUUUCCCAUACGGGAAAUGCAAAAAAAACGCAAAUCUUUUCAAAUAUCUAGAAGGACUGCAAACCACUCAACCUAAAGUUCGUAGAUGAAACCCAAUGAAGAAAAAGUAAUGCUUUGCACUCUUGUGUUUACUUUUGAUAAUGAACGUCUGACAUUUAAUACAGAGAUUUUAAUGUUUAACUUCAAUCUUCACGGAAAAAUCUUGGCCUUUCAGACCUUACCAGAAGGGUUACGCUAGCAAGAGAUCUAACCUUGAACAAUUUUUAGGGGCAUUUAGGCCGUAUUCUGUGCCCCGAAAAUGUGCUUAGAAAACGAUUUUCGUAUGUAAAAAUAUAUGACUAAAUAAAAAUCACACAGAAAUACUUAAUAAAACUUACUUAUUAAGA
Xenia sp. Carnegie-2017 is the source of this 2927-nucleotide messenger RNA. Its product is annotated as probable ATP-dependent RNA helicase DDX10. Gene Ontology annotation, molecular function: nucleic acid binding; RNA helicase activity; ATP binding. The record is from RefSeq and is a predicted model, not a curated record. The transcript is spliced from 21 exons. Bases 56 to 2266 code for a protein of 736 amino acids. Gene Ontology annotation, cellular component: nucleus. NCBI's taxonomy places the organism in Eukaryota, Metazoa, Cnidaria, Anthozoa, Malacalcyonacea, Xeniidae. Gene Ontology annotation, biological process: rRNA processing.